Molecule: messenger RNA, 14720 nt
Organism: Pipra filicauda (Wire-tailed manakin)
Lineage: Eukaryota; Metazoa; Chordata; Aves; Passeriformes; Pipridae
Gene: RYR2
Product: ryanodine receptor 2
Exons: 99
Coding region: 219-14720 (4833 amino acids)
Biological process (GO): intracellular calcium ion homeostasis; calcium ion transmembrane transport
Cellular component (GO): Z disc; sarcolemma; calcium channel complex
Molecular function (GO): ryanodine-sensitive calcium-release channel activity; protein binding; calcium ion binding
Source: RefSeq, a predicted model, not a curated record
CGCUGUCAACCUGCUGCAGGGGCUCGGGUACCCGCACCCCGCUCGCAGCCGGGGUCGGGCUGGGGUUGCCGGCUCCGCCGCCCUCGCACUUGCCCCAGCCCGGUGCGGAGCGGCCGUGAGCCUCCUGCCAUCGCCGCCUGCCCGCGGGGAGCGACCACCGCCGCCGCCCGCCCGGGCACCGGGAGCAGCGCCCGGGAGGAGGACAGACAGGGGGAACCAUGGCCGAGGGGGGCGAGGGCGAGGACGAGAUCCAGUUCCUGCGAACUGAUGAUGAAGUGGUUCUGCAGUGCACUGCAACUGUUCAAAAGGAGCAACAGAAAUUGUGUCUUGCUGCAGAAGGAUUUGGCAACAGGCUUUGCUUUUUGGAAUCCACAUCAAAUUCUAAGAAUGUUCCACCUGAUUUGUCCAUCUGCACCUUUGUGCUGGAGCAGUCUCUGUCAGUACGGGCCCUCCAGGAAAUGCUGGCUAACACAGAAGAGAAGGCAGAAGGGUCUGCACAAGGUGGUGGUCACCGAACGCUACUCUACGGGCAUGCAAUCUUGCUGCGCCAUUCCUACAGCGGCAUGUAUCUAUGCUGCCUCUCUACAUCUCGAUCUUCAAUGGAUAAGCUGGCAUUUGACGUAGGAUUGCAAGAGGACACAACAGGUGAGGCAUGCUGGUGGACCAUACAUCCUGCUUCCAAGCAACGAUCAGAAGGAGAAAAAGUGCGUGUUGGAGAUGAUCUUAUUUUAGUCAGUGUCUCUUCAGAAAGAUAUUUGCAUCUCUCUUAUGGCAAUGGUAGCUUACACGUUGAUGCAGCCUUCCAGCAGACACUCUGGAGUGUAGCACCGAUCAGUUCAGGAAGUGAAGUUGCCCAAGGAUACCUGAUAGGAGGGGAUGUUCUGAGGUUAUUGCAUGGUCACAUGGAUGAAUGUUUGACAGUCCCUUCGGGUGAACACGGAGAAGAACAAAGAAGAACUGUCCAUUAUGAAGGUGGUGCUGUGUCCAUUCAUGCUCGUUCCCUUUGGCGACUAGAGACUCUAAGAGUUGCGUGGAGUGGCAGCCACAUUAGAUGGGGACAGCCAUUCAGACUAAGACAUAUAACGACAGGAAAAUAUUUAAGUCUUCUGGAUGACAAGAGUCUUCUUCUUACGGACAAAGAGAAGGCAGAUAUAAAAUCUACAGCAUUCUGUUUUCGGUCUUCCAAGGAAAAGCUGGACAUAGGGACAAGAAAAGAGGUGGAUGGAAUGGGAGCACCUGAAAUAAAGUAUGGAGAUUCAAUAUGCUUUAUACAACAUGUAGAUACAGGCCUAUGGCUUACAUACCAGUCUGCUGAUGCAAAGUCUGUGAGAAUGGGUUCUGUGCAGCGAAAGGCAAUAAUGCACCAUGAAGGUCACAUGGAUGAUGGUUUAACACUGUCUAGAUCUCAGAAUGAAGAAUCCCGUACAGCACGUGUCAUCCGUAGUACAGUCUUCCUUUUCAACAGGUUUAUAAGGGGCCUUGAUGCUCUCAGCAAAAAAGUAAAGUCUUCCACCGUCGAUUUGCCUAUUGAGUCAGUCAGUCUGAGCCUUCAGGACUUGAUUGGAUACUUUCACCCUCCUGAUGAACAUUUGGAGCAUGAAAACAAACAAAAUAGGCUCCGAGCACUGAAGAACCGCCAGAACCUCUUCCAAGAAGAGGGUAUGAUCAACCUUGUUCUUGAAUGUAUUGAUCGCUUGAAUGUAUACAGCAGUGCAGCUCAUUUUGCAGAUGUAGCUGGGAAGGAAGCUGGAGAAGCAUGGAAAUCUAUUCUGAAUUCUUUGUAUGAAUUACUAGCGGCUCUGAUUCGAGGAAAUCGUAAAAACUGUGCUCAAUUUUCUGGAUCUCUUGAUUGGUUGAUCAGCAGAUUAGAAAGACUUGAAGCUUCUUCUGGAAUUUUGGAGGUUUUACACUGUGUGUUGGUAGAAAGCCCAGAAGCUCUAAACAUUAUUAAGGAAGGGCAUAUUAAAUCAAUCAUCUGUCUUUUAGACAAACAUGGAAGAAACCAUAAGGUUUUGGAUGUUUUGUGUUCUCUCUGUGUUUGUCAUGGAGUAGCUGUGCGAUCUAAUCAACAUCUAAUCUGUGAUCUGCCUUCAGACUGCCUUACACGCGCGCCAACCUUUUUAAUAACCAUUUUUUAUUCUUUCUGUUUAAGCAUGCGACCCAACAUCUUCUUGGGGAUUAGUGAAGGCUCUGCCCAAUACAGAAAAUGGUACUAUGAACUUAUGGUGGACCAUCUAGAGCCCUUUGUGACUGCAGAAUCAACUCAUCUACGAGUGGGUUGGGCUUCAACAGAAGGCUACUCACCCUAUCCAGGGGGAGGAGCAGAAUGGGGAGGAAAUGGUGUUGGUGAUGAUUUAUAUUCCUAUGGCUUUGAUGGUCUCCAUCUGUGGUCAGGUUGUGUAGCACGAACAGUAAAUUCUCCCAACCAACAUCUGUUAAGAACUGAUGAUGUUAUUAGCUGCUGUUUGGAUCUAAGUGCCCCCAGCAUUUCUUUCCGAAUAAAUGGUCAGCCAGUUCAAGGAAUGUUUGAAAACUUCAACAUAGAUGGCCUCUUCUUCCCAGUUGUCAGCUUCUCUGCAGGAAUAAAGGUACGUUUCUUGCUCGGAGGUCGCCAUGGAGAGUUCAAGUUCCUUCCUCCACCUGGAUAUGCCCCUUGCUUUGAAGCUGUCCUACCAAAAGAGAAGCUGAAAGUGGAGCAUAGUCGAGAAUACAAACAAGAUCGUAACUAUACAAGAGACCUGCUGGGUCCCACUGUCUCUCUGUCACAGGCAGCUUUCACUCCAGUUCCUGUAGAUACUAGCCAGAUUGUUUUGCCUCCCCACUUGGAAAGGAUUAGAGAAAAAUUAGCAGAGAACAUUCAUGAACUUUGGGUUAUGAAUAAGAUUGAACUUGGCUGGCAGUAUGGACCAAUUAGAGAUGACAACAAAAGACAACACCCAUGCCUAGUGGAGUUCUCCAAAUUGCCUGAGCAGGAAAGAAAUUAUAACUUGCAAAUGUCACUUGAAACACUGAAAACCCUGCUGGCAUUAGGCUGCCAUGUUGGAAUUGCUGAUGAACAUGCUGAAGAAAAAGUGAAAAAAAUGAAACUUCCAAAGAACUAUCAGUUGUUAAGUGGAUAUAAGCCGGCACCUAUGGAUUUGAGUUUUAUCAAACUGACCCCCUCUCAAGAAGCUAUGGUGGAUAAACUAGCAGAGAAUGCUCACAAUGUGUGGGCAAGGGACCGUAUAAGGCAGGGGUGGACAUAUGGUAUCCAGCAGGAUGUGAAGAAUAGAAGAAACCCUCGCCUUGUACCAUAUGCUCUUUUGGAUGAUCGAACAAAGAAGUCAAACAAAGACAGUCUUCGGGAAGCAGUUCGCACCCUUCUAGGUUACGGUUACAAUCUGGAAGCUCCUGAUCAAGACCAUGCAGUGAGACUGGACAUGUGCAGUGGGAUAAUGGAAAAGUUCAGGAUCUUCCGCACAGAAAAGACUUAUGCAGUGAAGGCUGGAAAGUGGUACUUUGAGUUUGAGGCGGUUACUGCAGGAGACAUGAGAGUUGGUUGGACCAGGCCAGGUUGUCUGCCAGAUCAGGAGCUUGGCUCAGAUGAAGAAGCUUUUGUUUUUGAUGGCUUUAAGGCACAGCGGUGGCACCAAGGUAAUGAGCAUUUUGGCCGCUCUUGGUUGGCAGGAGAUGUUGUUGGAUGCAUGGUUGACAUGAAUGAGCACACUAUGAUGUUCACCUUAAAUGGUGAAAUCCUGCUUGAUGACUCAGGUUCAGAACUUGCGUUCAAGGACUUUGAGGUUGGUGACGGAUUUCUACCUGUGUGCAGUCUGGGCCCAUCUCAAGUGGGAAGAAUGAACUUUGGAAAAGAUGUCAGCACUCUAAAAUAUUUCACUAUAUGUGGCUUACAGGAAGGGUAUGAACCCUUUGCUGUUAAUACAAACAGAGACAUCACCAUUUGGCUGAGUAAAAGACUCCCUCAGUUUCUACCAGUGCCCACAAAUCAUGAACAUAUUGAGGUGACAAGAAUUGAUGGCACCAUAGACAGCUGCCCCUGUCUGAAAGUCACGCAGAAGUCCUUUGGUUCACAGAACAGUAAAACAGAUGUCAUGUUUUUUCGAUUAAGCAUGCCCAUUGAAUGUGCUGAAGUGUUCUCCAGAUCAGCUGCAGGAGGGUUACCAGGCUCUGGUCUUUUUGGCCCAAAGAAUGACUUGGAGGAUUAUGAUGCUGAUUCUGAUUUUGAGGUUCUAAUGAAAACUGCUCAUGGUCAUCUAGUUCCUGAUCGGACAGAAAGAGAAAAAGAUGCCACAAAACCAGAGUUAAACAACCAUAAAGAUUAUGUUCAAGAAAAACCUUCACGUCUUAAACAAAGAUUUAUGCUCAGGAGGACGAAGCCAGAUUAUAGCACGAGUCACUCUGCACGGCUUACUGAGGAUGUACUAGCAGAUGAUAGGGAUGACUAUGAUUAUUUGAUGCAAACUUCCACGUACUAUUAUUCAGUGAGAAUAUUUCCUGGUCAAGAGCCUGCUAAUGUCUGGGUGGGCUGGAUUACAUCAGACUUUCACCAGUAUGACACAAGCUUUGACUUGGACAGAGUGCGUACUGUCACAGUUACACUGGGAGAUGAAAAAGGGAAGGUUCAUGAGAGUAUAAAACGCAGCAACUGCUAUAUGGUGUGCGCAGGAGAGAGCAUGAGCCCUGGACAAGGACGUAAUAAUAAUGGUCUGGAGAUUGGUUGCUUGGUCGAUGCUGCCAGUGGCCUGCUGACCUUCACAGCUAAUGGCAAGGAACUAGGCACGUACUAUCAGGUUGAACCAAGUACAAAGUUAUUUCCUGCUGUAUUUGCUCAAGCUACAAGCCCCAAUGUUUUCCAGUUUGAAUUGGGAAGAAUAAAGAAUGUAAUGCCAUUAUCUGCUGGCUUAUUCAAAAGUGAGCACAAAAACCCAGUCUCUCAAUGUCCUCCACGUCUUCAUGUCCAGUUUCUGACUCAUGUGCUUUGGAGCAGAGUGCCAAACCACUUCCUGAAGAUUGAUGUGUCUCGGAUCAGUGAACGUCAAGGCUGGAUGAUACAGUGCCUGAAUCCUUUGCAGUUCAUGGCCCUUCAUAUUCCUGAAGAAAACAGAACAAUUGAUAUUUUAGAGCUGACAGAACAAGAAGAAUUGCUGAAAUUUCACUACCAUACCCUCCGAUUAUAUUCAGCUGUUUGUGCUUUAGGCAACAACCGAGUGGCCCAUGCCCUGUGUAGCCACGUGGACGAAUCUCAGCUCCUCUAUGCUAUUGAGAAUAAAUACAUGCCAGGUUUAUUACGUGCAGGAUAUUAUGAUUUACUCAUUGACAUCCAUCUCAAUACCUAUGCAACUGCCAGGUUAAUGAUGAAUAAUGAAUUUAUAGUUCCAAUGACAGAUGAGACCAAGAGUAUUACUUUGUUUCCUGAUGAAAACAAAAAACACGGCCUCCCUGGUAUAGGACUUAGCACUUCAUUAAGGCCAAGAAUGCAGUUCUCCUCUCCAAGUUUUGUAAGCAUUAGCAGUGAAUGCUUUCAGUUCAGUCCUGAAUUCCCUCUGGAAAUUUUGAAGGCCAAAACCAUAGAGAUGCUGACUGAAGCUGUUCAGGAGGGAAGCCUCCAUGUCAGAGAUCCAGUUGGGGGUUCUACAGAAUUUCUCUUUGUCCCUCUCAUCAAGCUCUUUUAUACCCUCCUAAUUAUGGGAAUCUUCCACAAUGAGGAUCUGAAACACAUCUUGCAGUUGAUUGAGCCCCGGGUUUUCAAAGAGGCAAUGAGCCAGGAGGAUGAAAUUGUUUUCUCAGAGAAGGAGCUGGGUUCAGAUGAGUUCAAGUCAGAAGAAGGAGAGGAAGAAACCAGAGGGGAGCAAAUGCCAAAGGAAGGACUCCUUCAGAUGAAACUUCCAGAACCAGUUAAAUUACAGAUGUGUCAUCUACUCCAGUACCUGUGUGAUUGCCAAGUACGACACCGAAUAGAAGCCAUUGUAGCAUUUUCAGAUGAUUUUGUGGCCAAGCUUCAAGAGAAUCAACGCUUCCGGUACAAUGAAGUGAUGCAGGCCUUGAACAUGUCUGCUGCCCUGACAGCUAGAAAAACAAAAGAAUUUCGAUCCCCACCUCAGGAGCAGAUUAACAUGCUGCUGAACUUUAAAGAUGAUAAAAAUGAUUGUCCUUGCCCUGAAGAAAUUCGGGAUCAACUCCUGGAUUUCCAUGAAGACCUAAUGACACACUGUGGAAUUGAACUAGAUGAAGAUGGAACCUUGGAUGGCAACAGUGAUUUAACCAUUAGGGGUCGCCUACUAUACCUCAUGGAAAAAGUUACAUAUCUGAAGAAGAAGCAAGCUGAGAAGCCGGUUGAUGAUGAUGAUAAGACAUCCUCUACUCUUCAGCAAUUGAUUUCAGACACAAUGGUACGCUGGGCCCAGGAAUCAGUGAUAGAAGACCCGGAGUUAGUGAGGGCCAUGUUUGUAUUGCUACAUCGCCAGUAUGAUGGUAUUGGUGGCCUAGUUCGAGCCUUACCAAAGACCUACACCAUAAAUAGUGUGUCUGUGGAAGACACAAUCAAUCUUCUGGCAUCCCUUGGCCAAAUCCGUUCCUUGCUUAGUGUCAGAAUGGGAAAGGAGGAGGAGAAACUUAUGAUUCGUGGAUUGGGAGACAUCAUGAAUAAUAAAGUAUUUUACCAACAUCCCAAUCUCAUGAGAGCUUUAGGCAUGCAUGAAACUGUCAUGGAAGUGAUGGUUAAUGUACUUGGUGGAGGAGAAUCCAAGGAAAUCACUUUCCCAAAGAUGGUGGCAAACUGCUGUCGUUUUCUGUGUUAUUUUUGCCGAAUCAGCAGGCAGAAUCAGAAAGCUAUGUUUGAUCAUCUUAGCUAUUUAUUGGAAAACAGCAGUGUUGGCCUUGCCUCUCCUUCUAUGCGAGGAUCAACUCCUUUAGAUGUUGCAGCAGCGUCUGUGAUGGAUAACAAUGAACUUGCUCUGGCGUUAAGGGAGCCUGAUCUGGAGAAGGUAGUUCGCUACUUGGCUGGAUGUGGAUUGCAGAGUUGUCCUUUGUUAAUUUAUAAAGGCUACCCAGACAUUGGAUGGAAUCCAGUUGAAGGAGAACGAUAUUUGGAUUUUCUUCGUUUUGCUGUUUUUUGCAAUGGAGAGAGUGUGGAGGAGAACGCUAAUGUUGUAGUCAGACUGCUUAUUCGUCGACCUGAAUGUUUUGGUCCAGCUCUAAGAGGAGAAGGAGGCAAUGGGUUACUUGCUGCCAUGGAAGAGGCGAUAGAAAUAUCAGAAGAUACAACAAGAGAUGGACCUUCCCCAAGUAAUGGAUCUAGUAAAACCCUAGAAAUUGAAGAACAAGAAGAUGACACUAUUCACAUGGGAAAUGCAAUCAUGACCUUUUAUGCUGCUCUGAUUGAUCUCUUAGGACGUUGUGCCCCUGAAAUGCAUCUAAUCCAUGCUGGUAAAGGGGAAGCCAUUAGAAUCAGAUCAAUUCUACGGUCUUUGAUUCCACUGGAAGAUUUGGUGGGAGUAAUUAGUAUUCCUUUCCACAUGCCAACCAUAGCUAAAGAUGGUACUGUGGUGGAACCUGACAUGUCUGCGGGGUUUUGCCCAGAUCACAAGGCAGCCAUGGUUUUGUUCCUUGACAGGGUCUAUGGAAUUGAGGACCAGGAUUUUCUUCUACACCUUCUUGAAGUUGGCUUUCUGCCAGAUCUUCGUGCUGCUGCUUCUUUAGAUACAGCUGCCUUAAGUGCUACGGAUAUGGCUUUGGCUCUGAAUCGAUACCUUUGCACAGCAGUCUUGCCUCUCUUGACCAGAUGUGCUCCUCUUUUUGCUGGCACAGAGCACCACGCUUCCCUCAUUGAUUCCUUGUUACAUACUGUGUACAGACUCUCAAAGGGAUGCUCUCUUACCAAAGCUCAGCGAGAUUCUAUUGAAGAGUGUUUGCUGUCAAUCUGUGGGCAGUUGCGACCUUCCAUGAUGCAACAUUUGCUGAGAAGAUUAGUAUUUGAUGUUCCUCUAUUAAAUGAACAUGCAAAGAUGCCUCUCAAGUUGCUGACAAAUCAUUAUGAAAGAUGCUGGAAGUACUAUUGUUUGCCAAGUGGAUGGGGUAACUUUGGUGCUGCCUCAGAAGAAGAACUUCAUUUAUCCAGAAAGUUGUUCUGGGGUAUUUUUGAUGCUUUAUCUCAAAAAAAAUAUGAGCAAGAACUGUUCAAACUGGCUUUGCCUUGUCUGAGCGCAGUUGCUGGGGCCUUACCUCCAGAUUACAUGGAAUCAAAUUAUGUCAAUAUGAUGGAAAAACAGGCUUCAAUGGAUUCAGAUGGGAACUUUAAUCCUCAACCUGUUGAUACCUCAAACAUUACAAUCCCUGAAAAGCUAGAAUAUUUCAUUAACAAAUAUGCAGAACAUGCUCAUGAUAAAUGGUCAAUGGAAAAGUUUGCCAAUGGAUGGACGUAUGGUGAAACAUUUUCUGAAUCUGCAAAAGUGCAACCAUUAAUGAAACAAUAUAAGUUACUAUCUGAAAAGGAGAAAGAAAUUUAUCGAUGGCCAAUCAAAGAAUCAUUAAAAACUAUGCUGGCAUGGGGAUGGCGAAUUGAAAGAACACGGGAGGGAGAUUCCAUGGCACUGUAUAAUCGGACGCGUCGCAUAUCUCAAACCAGUCAAAUCUCUGUAGAUACAGCCCAUGGUUACACUCCUCGAGCAAUUGAUAUGAGCAAUGUCACCCUCUCCAGAGACUUACAUGCUAUGGCUGAGAUGAUGGCUGAAAACUACCAUAACAUAUGGGCAAAGAAAAAGAAAAUGGAGCUUGAAGCAAAAGGAGGAGGCAACCAUCCUCUUCUUGUUCCUUACGAUACACUCACUGCCAAAGAAAAAGCCAAGGACAGAGAAAAAGCACAGGAUAUUCUGAAAUUUCUGCAGAUUAAUGGAUAUGUUGUCUCCAGAGGACUUAAGGACCUGGAAUUAGACACGCCUUCCAUUGAGAAACGGUUUGCCUACAGUUUCCUUCAGCAGCUUAUAAGAUAUGUGGAUGAAGCCCAUCAGUACAUUCUGGAGUUUGAUGGUGGCAGCAGAGGCAAAGGAGAGCAGUUCCCAUAUGAACAAGAAAUCAAGUUUUUUGCCAAAGUUGUGCUCCCUUUGAUUGAUCAGUAUUUUAAAAAUCAUCGCCUGUAUUUCUUAUCUUCAGCAAGUAGGCCUCUCAGCAGUGGAGGCCAUGCCUCUAAUAAAGAGAAAGAAAUGGUGACAAGCCUGUUCUGCAAACUUGGAGUUCUUGUCAGGCAUAGGAUUUCACUGUUUGGAAAUGAUGCCACAUCAAUAGUCAACUGUCUUCACAUACUGGGCCAGACUUUGGAUGCGAGGACUGUGAUGAAAACUGGUCUGGAAUCUGUUAGGAUGGCACUGAGAGCGUUUUUGGACAAUGCUGCUGAGGAUUUGGAGAAAACAAUGGAAAAUCUUAAGCAAGGCCAGUUUACACACAGCAGAAAUCAGCCAAAAGGAGUUACACAAAUCAUUAAUUAUACCACAGUUGCUCUCCUGCCAGUGCUAUCUUCAUUAUUUGAGCAUAUUGGACAGCACCAGUUUGGGGAAGAUUUGAUAUUGGAAGAUGUUCAGGUCUCCUGUUAUAGAAUAUUGGCCAGUUUAUACGCUCUGGGAACUAGCAAGAGUAUCUAUGUGGAGCGGCAACGAUCAGCACUAGGAGAAUGCUUGGCUGCUUUCUCAGGUGCCUUUCCAGUGGCUUUUUUGGAAACUCAUUUGAACAAACAUAAUAUCUACUCAAUCUACAAUACCAAGAAUGCGAGAGACAGAGCAGUUCUCAAUUUGCCUACUAGUGUAGAAGAGGUUUGCCCAAAUAUUCCUUCCUUGGUGAAGUUAAUGGAAGAAAUCGUGGAACUGGCAGAAUCUGGUAUUCGUUACACACAAAUGCCACAUAUCAUGGAAGUAAUACUGCCUAUGCUAUGUAGUUACAUGUCACACUGGUGGGAACAUGGGCCAGAAAACAAUCCUGACAAGGCUGAGAUGUGUUGCACAGCCUUGACGUCAGAGCACAUGAACACUCUGUUGGGUAACAUAUUGAAAAUCAUCUAUAACAAUCUUGGUAUUGAUGAAGGAGCCUGGAUGAAGAGAUUAGCAGUGUUUUCCCAGCCCAUCAUAAGUAAAGCGAAGCCACAGCUCUUAAAGACACACUUCCUUCCACUGAUGGAUAAAUUAAAGAAAAAAGCAGCAGUGGUUGUAUCGGAUGAAGAACAUCUAAGAGCAGAAGGCAGAGGUGACAUGUCGGAGUCUGAACUGCUCAUCCUAGAUGAGUUCACCACUUUGGCACGGGACCUCUAUGCCUUCUACCCUUUGUUGAUUAGAUUUGUGGACUAUAACAGGGCAAAAUGGCUGAAGGAACCCAACCCUGAAGCGGAAGAGUUGUUCCGCAUGGUGGCCGAGGUCUUCAUUUACUGGUCAAAGUCUCAUAAUUUCAAAAGGGAAGAGCAGAACUUUGUGGUACAAAAUGAAAUCAACAACAUGUCUUUCCUUAUCAGUGACACCAAAUCUAAGAUGUCUAAGGCAGCAGUUUCUGACCAGGAGAGGAAGAAGAUGAAGCGAAAAGGUGACCGGUAUUCUAUGCAGACCUCGCUCAUUGUGGCAGCACUGAAGAGAUUACUGCCCAUCGGCCUAAACAUUUGUGCUCCUGGAGACCAAGAGCUAAUUGCACUGGCCAAAAAUCGAUUUAGCAUGAAAGAUACUGAAGAUGAAGUACGAGAUGUCAUCCGCAGUAAUCUUCAUCUUCAGGGCAAGCUUGAGGAUCCCGCCAUUAGGUGGCAGAUGGCACUUUACAAAGAUUUACCAAACAGGACUGAAGAUUGCUCAGAUCCAGAGAAGACUGUGGAAAGGGUCCUUGAUAUAGCUAAUGUACUGUUUCACCUGGAACAGGUUGAGCAUCCUCAGCGGUCCAAAAAAGCAGUGUGGCAUAAGCUGUUGUCUAAACAGAGGAAAAGAGCAGUAGUUGCCUGCUUUAGAAUGGCACCACUGUAUAACCUGCCAAGGCACCGAGCCGUCAAUCUCUUUCUUCAAGGCUAUGAUAAAUCUUGGAUUGAAACAGAAGAACACUAUUUUGAAGACAAACUGAUAGAAGACUUAGCAAAACCUGGGGAGGAACCACCAGAAGAAGAUGAAAACCUUAAAAGAGUUGAUCCUUUACAUCAACUUAUUCUGCUAUUCAGUCGAACAGCCUUGACUGAAAAAUGUAAACUGGAAGAAGAUUUCCUGUAUAUGGCUUAUGCUGACAUUAUGGCAAAGAGCUGCCAUGAUGAAGAAGACGAUGAUGGUGAAGAAGAAGUAAAGAGUUUUGAAGAAAAAGAAAUGGAAAAGCAAAAACUUUUGUAUCAACAAGCCAGACUGCAUGAUCGGGGUGCUGCUGAGAUGGUUCUGCAAACCAUCAGUGCUAGUAAAGGUGAGAUGGGGCCAAUGGUUGCAGCUACCCUAAAGCUAGGAAUUGCCAUCUUAAAUGGAGGAAAUUCUACUGUUCAACAGAAAAUGCUUGACUACCUCAAAGAUAAAAAGGAUGUAGGAUUCUUUCAGAGCCUUGCUGGUCUUAUGCAAUCCUGUAGUGUUCUUGACCUGAAUGCAUUUGAACGUCAGAACAAAGCAGAAGGCCUUGGCAUGGUGACUGAAGAGGGAUCAGUGCCUUGUCCUGAUAUUCCUCUGACUGGUACUACCUUCCCUUUUCAAACCCUGGAACCCCCACUGGAUUCCAGUCAAAUUGAAUUGCUAAAGGAAUUGAUGGAUCUUCAGAAAGAUAUGGUUGUCAUGUUGCUGUCUAUGCUGGAAGGUAAUGUUGUGAAUGGAACUAUUGGAAAGCAAAUGGUCGAUAUGCUUGUGGAAUCGUCGAACAAUGUGGAGAUGAUUCUGAAGUUUUUUGAUAUGUUCUUAAAAUUGAAGGAUUUGACUUCCUCUGAUGCAUUCAAAGAAUAUGACCCUGAUGGUAAAGGGAUAAUUUCGAAGAGGGAUUUUCACAGGGCAAUGGAAAGCCAUAAGCAUUACACCCAGUCUGAAACGGAGUUUCUACUGUCAUGUGCUGAAACAGAUGAGAAUGAGACUUUGGACUACGAGGAGUUUGUGAAACGAUUUCAUGAACCUGCAAAAGACAUUGGUUUCAAUGUUGCUGUUCUCCUGACCAACCUGUCAGAGCACAUGCCCCAUGAUACCCGCUUGCAAACCUUUCUUGAGCUGUCAGAGAGUGUGCUAAAUUACUUUCAGCCUUUCCUUGGACGCAUAGAAAUCAUGGGCAGCGCAAAGCGCAUUGAACGAGUUUAUUUCGAAAUAAGUGAGUCAAGUCGGACUCAGUGGGAGAAACCUCAGGUAAAAGAGUCAAAGAGACAAUUUAUAUUUGAUGUUGUAAAUGAAGGCGGGGAGAAAGAAAAGAUGGAGCUUUUUGUUAACUUCUGUGAGGAUACCAUCUUUGAAAUGCAACUGGCUGCCCAGAUCUCUGAGUCAGAUCUGAAUGAAAGGUCAGCAAAUAAAGAGGAGAAUGAGAAAGAUAACCCUGAGGAAGAAGAUCCUAGAAUGGGUUUUUUCUCUCUUGUGACCGUGAAGUCAGCAUUAGUAGCUCUCAAGUAUAAUUUAAUGACUCUCAUGAAAAUGCUCACCAUGAAAAGCCUGAAGAAACAGAUGAAAAAAGUGAAGAAAAUGACCAUGAAGGACAUGGUCAUGGCUUUGUUUUCUUCCUAUUGGAGUAUUUUGAUGGGCUUACUGCAUUUUGCUUUUAGUGUUGUCCGGGGCUUCUUUCGCAUUAUCUGCAGUUUGCUGCUUGGAGGAAGCUUAGUAGAAGGAGCAAAGAAAAUCAAGGUGGCUGAACUGUUAGCUAAUAUGCCAGAUCCCACUCAGGAUGAGGUGCGUGGGGAAGGAGAAGAAGGGGAGAGAAAGCCAACAGAAGCUGCAUUGCCUACAGAAGACUUGACAGAUCUGCAAACUUUAUCAGAAGAGAGUGAUCUACUCUCAGAUAUAUUUGGGUUGGAUUUGAAACGAGAAGGUGGACAGUAUAAAUUAAUCCCUCAUAAUCCAAACGCUGGUUUGAGUGACUUACUGAGCACUCCCUCCUUAGCUCCAAUGCCUGAGGUACAGGAAAAAAUCCAGGAGCAGGUGAAAGAAGAUGAAAAGGAAGAGAAAGAGGAAACAAAAUCAGAACCUGAAAAAGCAGAAGGAGAAGAUGGAGAAAAAGAAGAGAAAACUAAGGAAGACAAAGGGAAACAGAAAUUAAGACAACUUCAUACACACAGAUAUGGAGAACCAGAAGUUCAGGAAUCAGUCUUCUGGAAGAAUAUCAUUGCAUACCAACAGAAACUUCUUAAUUAUUUUGCCCGAAACUUUUACAACAUGAGGAUGUUGGCGUUAUUUGUUGCUUUUGCCAUCAACUUUAUCCUGCUUUUCUAUAAGGUCUCCACAUCUGCUGUGACAGAAGAAAAGGAACUUCCUGUGGUAUCUGAUGGUGAAAGUACAAAGUUGAACAUCCUGGAAAGUGAUGAUGAGAGGGUCAUUGCAGUGCAUUAUGUCCUGGAAGAAAGCAGUGGCUACAUGGAGCCCACGCUGCGGAUUUUGGCCAUCCUACACACAGUCAUCUCAUUCUUCUGUAUCAUAGGGUAUUACUGUUUGAAAGUUCCACUGGUUAUUUUUAAGAGAGAAAAGGAAGUGGCAAGGAAAUUGGAAUUUGAUGGGCUAUAUAUAACUGAGCAGCCAUCAGAAGAUGAUAUUAAGGGACAGUGGGAUAGGCUUGUAAUCAAUACACAGUCUUUUCCAAAUAACUACUGGGACAAAUUUGUGAAAAGAAAGGUCAUGGAUAAAUAUGGUGAGUUCUAUGGCCGUGACAGAAUCAGUGAGUUACUAGGAAUGGACAAAGCUGCUCUCGAUUUUAGUGAUGCUCGAGAAAAGAAGAAACCAAAGAAAGAUAGCUCCUUUUCUGCUGUGCUGAAUUCCAUUGAUGUGAAGUAUCAGAUGUGGAAAUUAGGAGUUGUUUUCACUGAUAAUUCUUUCCUUUACCUAGCGUGGUACAUGACCAUGUCAGUCCUUGGUCAUUACAACAAUUUUUUCUUUGCUGCUCAUCUCCUUGACAUUGCAAUGGGAUUCAAGACAUUACGAACUAUCCUGUCAUCAGUGACCCACAAUGGCAAACAGCUUGUCCUAACAGUGGGAUUACUGGCAGUAGUAGUAUACUUGUAUACAGUGGUGGCAUUCAAUUUUUUCCGCAAGUUCUAUAAUAAGAGUGAAGAUGGUGAUAUGCCGGACAUGAAAUGUGAUGAUAUGCUAACAUGCUACAUGUUUCAUAUGUAUGUUGGAGUACGUGCAGGUGGAGGCAUUGGUGAUGAAAUAGAGGAUCCAGCAGGAGAUGAAUAUGAAAUCUAUCGGAUUAUCUUUGACAUCACUUUCUUCUUCUUUGUGAUUGUCAUCUUGCUUGCAAUUAUCCAAGGUUUAAUUAUUGAUGCUUUUGGUGAGUUAAGAGAUCAACAAGAGCAAGUUAAGGAAGACAUGGAGACAAAGUGCUUUAUCUGUGGAAUAGGAAAUGACUACUUUGAUACAGUGCCCCAUGGCUUUGAAACACACACACUACAGGAGCACAACUUGGCCAAUUAUUUGUUUUUUCUGAUGUAUCUUAUUAACAAAGAUGAAACAGAGCAUACAGGACAGGAAUCAUAUGUAUGGAAAAUGUACCAGGAACGGUGCUGGGAGUUCUUCCCUGCUGGUGAUUGCUUCCGAAAACAAUAUGAAGAUCAGCUCAACUAA